Molecule: messenger RNA, 495 nt
Organism: Medicago truncatula (barrel medic)
Lineage: Eukaryota; Viridiplantae; Streptophyta; Magnoliopsida; Fabales; Fabaceae
Product: SKP1-like protein 1A
Exons: 1
Coding region: 1-495 (164 amino acids)
Biological process (GO): ubiquitin-dependent protein catabolic process
Source: RefSeq, a predicted model, not a curated record
AUGUCUGACGGUGUUGAAUCAUCAACGGCGACGAAGAAGAUCACACUGAAGAGUUCCGACAACGAGACCUUCGAAAUUGAAAAGGCGGUGGCAUUAGAAUCUCAAACGAUCAAGCAUUUGAUCGAUGACAAUUGUGCCGACGACAGUGGAAUCCCUCUUCCAAACGUUACCGGCAAGAUCUUGGCUAUGGUUAUUGAGCAUUGCAAGAAGCAUGUUGACGCUACCAGUUCUGAUGAAAAGCCCUCUGAAGAUGAAAUUAACAAAUGGGACACUGAAUUCGUCAAGGUUGACCAAGAUACCCUCUUCGAUCUCAUCUUGGCUGCAAACUAUCUAAACAUCAAAAGUCUGCUGGAUCUUACAUGCAAGACUGUAGCAGACAUGAUCAAGGGUAGGACGCCGGAGGAGAUUCGUAAGACUUUCAACAUUAUUAAUGAUUACACUCCGGAGGAAGAGGAGGAAGUCCGUAGCGAAACUCAAUGGGCUUUUGACGAAUGA